This is a messenger RNA of Acyrthosiphon pisum (pea aphid), 3011 nucleotides long. RefSeq names its product glucose dehydrogenase [FAD, quinone]. Bases 741 to 2636 code for a protein of 631 amino acids. Lineage: Eukaryota; Metazoa; Arthropoda; Insecta; Hemiptera; Aphididae. Gene Ontology annotation, molecular function: oxidoreductase activity, acting on CH-OH group of donors; flavin adenine dinucleotide binding. The transcript has 5 exons. The record is from RefSeq and is a predicted model, not a curated record.
ACAACAUAAAAUUGGGUGUACUAUAAAAUAAUGUUGUAUUAGCAAUAUCCGAAAGGUCAUUGAACGGUCACGUUACUAAAUUAUAUAUUUGUAUAUACCUACCGAAUAUAUACGCUAUAAUACUCGUAGUACCGCUAUAGCAGAUUCCCUAUAUUUGUGGUAUCGCUCGUCACAUUAAACAAAUUCAAACAAUCAGACUGUACCUAGGUCUAUUCAAUACGUAUAGCCGUCAUUCUAAAUAUUAUAGUAUUUACUAAUAUGUGGGUACACGAAUCCGUAGAACGUUUAAAAUAUUAUCUAAAUGGUAAAUCGCGAGCUGAAAAUUAAUAGCAAUAUAAAUUAAUACAUUCGAACGUUUUUAUCCUGCAAGCAUCAGAAGCGGAAAAAAAAUUAACGAGAAACGAGUUAUUUGCAGUUAGACAGAACGGCCUUCGAGUCGCAUGCCGUUGGUAAUGAGUGAGUUUACGAUAGGUCAAUAUCGGAUCCGAUUCAAGCAUGUAUUACGACCACGUGAUUAUAUGUCCGACAACAGUCCAAUGACUCCUGAACUAGAAAAAAAAUUAUAUAAGCACAUAAUAUUAUAAGGAUAAUAUAUCGUCGCGCGUGGCUGCUGCGAAGUCUUUCGCAAAUUUCGUCGACAUUUGCCUGCUGGUCGUGGUUAUAAUCCGACGUCCAUCGUACACGCGACAGUCGCCGGAACCAGCAAAUCCAAAAUCGGGAAUUCGCGAAAAUAUAUUAUUAUGGUUUCCGCUUCGCUACAUUUUCAGGCGCGGACAGUUGUUGUCUUAUUAUUGUUGCAGUGCUCGUUCGUGGUCAUCGUCCAAAGCGUAUCGUCGCCUGCACGGUCCUAUCCGCCUCUAUUCCAAUCGGCGCUGAAAUUUUUGGGAGAAACACUGGUAUGGGAAUCCAAUGAAACCGUCGACCGGGCAAAGGUGCUUCCGGAAUACGAUUUUAUCGUGGUCGGGGCCGGAAGCGCUGGAUCGGUAGUGGCGAGCAGACUGUCUGAAGUCAAAAAAUGGCAGGUGCUGUUGAUCGAAGCAGGACAACAAGCCUCACACAUCAUGGACGUGCCUUUGGCUGCUCCGUUUUUGCAAUUUUCCUCGAUCAAUUGGAAAUACAGAACAGUUCCGAUGAACAACUCGUGUCUAGGAAUGGAAGGCAAUCGAUGCAAAUUUCCCAGAGGCAAAGUCAUGGGUGGCAGUAGCGUAUUGAAUUACAUGAUAUAUACACGUGGUAACAGAAAGGAUUACGACAAUUGGGCAGAUAUGGGAAACACGGGUUGGGAUUACAACAGCGUUCUGAAAUAUUUCAUCAAAUCGGAAAACGCCAACUUGUCUCACUCCGAGCCGGGUUAUCACGGAAAAAACGGAUUGUUGUCGGUGUCCGAUGUCCCGUACAGGACUCCAAUAGCGAAGGCUUUUGUGGAAGCAGGGUCGCAAAUCGGACUUCCCGUUGUAGACGUCAACGGAGAGAAACAAGUCGGGAUCAAUUAUUUACAGGCCACCAUGAAAAACGGUCUCCGUCACAGUACGAACGCAGCGUUUCUCUUCCCAGCAAAAAGGAGAUCAAACCUGCACGUAAAAAAGUUCAGCACAGUAACCAAGAUAUUGAUACACAAAUCGACGAAGAAAGCGAUCGGCGUGGAGUUCGUCAGGAGCGGAAAAAAAACCAGAGUGUUUGCCCGGAAGGAGGUGAUCGUUUCCGGUGGAGCCAUAAACACACCGCAGCUGCUCAUGUUGUCCGGAAUCGGGCCCAAGCAACACUUGGCGGACCUCCGGAUCCCGUUGGUGGCGGACUUGCCGGUCGGCGAGAACCUGAUGGACCACGUGUCGCUGGGAGGACUGGUGGCGACGGUGAACGACACCGUAUCGAUAAGGCUCCACAGGGUAUUCAGUGACCCAUACAUUCUGAACGAAUUACUGCAGAACCACAACGGUCUCUAUACAGUGCCGGGUGGACCCGAAGCCCUGUCUUUCGUGGACGUCAACAGUCCGGACUUGGCGGACGGACAUCCCAACCUCGAACUUCUGCUGGUGACGGGACUGUACUCGACCCACGAGAUGAUGCCCAAGCUGUGCGGUAUGAGGCCCGACCUGUACGACGCAGUGUACCGGGCCACCGAGGGUAUGGACGGGUUCACGGUGUUCCCGAUGGUGAUGCGUCCCAAGAGUCGCGGCCGCGUGUGGUUGAGGGACGCCAACCCGUUCCACCACCCGCUGAUCGACCCCAACUAUUUCGCCGACGAGGCCGACCUGGACGUGAUCGUGGCCGGAGUCCGGCUCGUCCAGCAGAUGCUGCGCACGGGCCCGAUGAGGUCACUCAACGCCACAGUCCUGGAAACGCCGCUACCGGGUUGCGUGCAACACGUGUUCGACACAGACGCUUACUGGAAAUGUGCCGCCAGACAGAUAUCGUUCACGAUCUAUCACCUGUCCGGCACGUGCAAGAUGGGACCGGCCACAGAUCCGACGUCCGUCGUCGAUCCGAGGUUGCGCGUGCACGGCAUCAGUAGCCUGAGAGUGGUGGACGCGUCGAUCAUACCGGAAGUGCCGGCGGCUCACACCAACGCCCCGACGAUCAUGAUCGCGGAAAAAGCGUCCGACAUGAUUAAGGAGGACUGGGACGUACGGACGUAGUAGAUAAUUUCGAGCUGUAAUAAUAUUAUAAUCAGCGUUAAGGAUAUUGAUUUAAGCGACUGGCGCCAAUCGAAUUUUUUUAUUGGAGGUAUACCAACAUCUGAGCGGUUCAAUUCUUGUCAUCGUCGGGCCACUUUUUUUUCUUCAUAAGUUACAAAUACACGUAUGUAUUGCAUAAUGUGUAUGGUGUUGGAGAGUUGUAUAUUAUUUAAUAUUUUAAUGAAUUAAAAAAUUGGAAAGUGCUGGUAUGUUGGAAUAGCUUUUGCCAUGCAUACCGAUUUUAUACAUCCUAAUAAUAAUAAACAAACAUAAACUCCUAACAUAAUAUUAUAUUAUACUUAUUGUGAUUUUUUUAAUAUAUUUAAAAUUUUUAGU